UCUCCCUGCAUUCGUUCAUCCAUCGUCACCAUCAUCGUCUCGCGGGAGGCAGAUUCGAAACCCUAAUUCCUGCGAGCGCCUCUACCCCUCCCUCUCCGAUUCCGAUCUCUCCCUCUCGUUCCGGCAUCCCGAGGCUCCGUCGUUUUUGCUCGACCUGAUCUGAAGCAAGCAUGGCCCGUACGAAGCAGACUGCUCGCAAGUCCACCGGUGGGAAAGCUCCCAGGAAGCAGCUCGCCACCAAGGCUGCGAGGAAAUCGGCCCCGACCACAGGCGGAGUGAAGAAGCCUCACCGUUACCGCCCGGGGACGGUGGCCCUCCGUGAAAUCAGGAAGUACCAGAAGAGCACCGAGCUCCUGAUCCGCAAGCUACCCUUCCAGCGCCUCGUCCGUGAAAUCGCGCAGGACUUCAAGACGGACUUGAGGUUCCAGAGCCAUGCCGUCCUCGCUCUCCAGGAAGCUGCGGAGGCGUACCUGGUGGGUCUGUUCGAGGACACCAACUUGUGCGCCAUCCAUGCCAAGAGGGUCACCAUCAUGCCCAAGGAUAUCCAGCUCGCGAGGCGAAUCCGUGGUGAACGUGCUUAGAGCCGCUCUUCGUUACAACAGUAUAAUGACUAGGGUCUUUUGGUGAUUCGUUUUGUUUUUCUGUGCAUAGAUGUCGAGCAUUACUGGUUUGUCUUUUCCGUAGUAGUCUUUGACAAUCGUAUUAUAACCAGUGGACAAGCAAUCGUCGCCAUUUGUUGAACAACGUUAUGGUUUGAGUAGUAUCAAAUUUCUGCAGUUGCUCUUUCUCUUA
Messenger RNA from Syzygium oleosum, 792 nucleotides. RefSeq names its product histone H3.3. The coding region runs from base 171 to 581 and encodes 136 amino acids. The record is from RefSeq and is a predicted model, not a curated record. Gene Ontology annotation, molecular function: protein heterodimerization activity; structural constituent of chromatin; DNA binding. NCBI's taxonomy places the organism in Eukaryota, Viridiplantae, Streptophyta, Magnoliopsida, Myrtales, Myrtaceae. The transcript is spliced from 4 exons. Gene Ontology annotation, cellular component: nucleosome.